AUGGCGAGACACCAGGGACUGUCUGUCCUGUCACUACUUGCGCUCUUUUCCACAUUCGCGUCUGCAGAUCUAGACUGCACUCAUAUCAAAGUUGACGGGGUAUCGUGGGAUCUCAGCAAGCUUGGGGGUGCUCACGCGCUCUCAGAAAUCACCGGAGACUUCAAUACAACAUACACCCUCGAUAUAUGUAAACCGUUAACCAAGUCUAUGUGUAAAAAGGGAGCUUAUGGCAACUUUGUUCUCGACAGCGGCAAAACGCUCGAUCCUAUAUUUACACGGCUUAAGAAAGACAACCCAGAGAAAGAAGGCCUACGGAUGGAGCUACAUGGUGGUAAACACCCUUUCAAGAAGGAAGGAAAGAACCAGAAGGCAGUUUUCAACUUUCUGUGCGAUCCGGAGCGAACUGGGCUAGAAGGGUUGACGGAUGCCAAACCGGAGAGUGGUAAUAAGGACGAGGACAAGAAGGGUGAUGACAAGAAAGGUGACGAUAAAAAGGGCGACGAUAAGAAGGGCGAUGAUAAAAAGGAGGGCAAAGAGGAGGGCAAGUCCCGGAAACGGGAGGAAGACAGCUCAAAGAGCCUACAGUUGAAGGGCUACAACCAGGAGGAGGGUGUUUUGAACCUUGAGUGGAGGACAAAGUAUGCUUGUGAAGAUGUGGAGGGCGGCGGUGGUAAUAAAUCAUCGGGUCACUGGGGAUUCUUCACCUGGAUGAUCGUUCUACUCUUCCUAUGCACAUCGGCUUACCUCAUAUUUGGAUCCUGGCUCAAUUACAGCCGGUACGGAGCUCGCGGGUGGGAUCUACUCCCUCACAGCGACACCAUCCGUGAUGUCCCAUAUAUCCUAAAGGACUGGGCUCGGCGGGUGUUAAACACUCUCCAAGGAGGCGGUACCCGAGGAGGUUACAGUGCAGUGUGA
Messenger RNA from Arthroderma uncinatum, 915 nucleotides. RefSeq names its product Atg27p. Lineage: Eukaryota; Fungi; Ascomycota; Eurotiomycetes; Onygenales; Arthrodermataceae. Bases 1 to 915 code for a protein of 304 amino acids. The record is from RefSeq and is a predicted model, not a curated record. The transcript has 3 exons.